CAAACACCAUGCACCAACGAAUUAGGUGACUCAAGAAAAAGGCAAGUUAGAGACAACUCAAAAGAGGAAAGAGCCAAAAUAAAAAAAUAAAAAUGGCACAAGAAGAAAUGAGAAAAGGUCCAUGGACAGAACAAGAAGAUCUUCAGCUGGCAUUCUAUGUGAACCUUUUUGGAGAUCGACGAUGGGAUUUCUUGGCCAAAGUUUCAGGUUUGAGAAGAACAGGAAAGAGUUGCAGGUUACGUUGGGUAAAUUACUUGCAUCCUGGUCUCAAACGAGGAAAGAUGACUACUCAAGAAGAACGCCUUAUUCUUGAACUCCACUCCAAAUGGGGAAAUAGAUGGUCAAGAAUUGCAAUGAAAUUACCGGGGAGAACAGACAACGAAAUCAAGAAUUACUGGAGGACCCACAUGAGGAAGAAGGCUCAAGAUGAGAGGAAACAUAAGGCUUCUAUUUCUCCAUCUUCAUCCUUUUCCAACUCUUCAUCUUUUUCUUCUAAUAGUCCUGAUGUGGACUUCAUGCCCAUUACUGAAAACAACGAAAGGAACUUCUACGAUACAGGUGGACUUGAGAAAAAGAAUGAUGGUGACAACAAUGAGAAAGGGAAAAGUACAAUGAAGGUGUACCCCAUGGAUGAAAUCUGGAAAGAUAUUGAAUUAUCACAAGAAAGUGAAACAAUAAUGAAUAUUGAACCAAUUAUGCCAUCACCUAUAUGGAAUUAUUGCCCAAACACACUAUGGAUGACUGAUGAAGAAGAAACUAAGAUGUUUCCUCAGUUUUAUUGCUUGGACAACCAGGAUAACACAUUUUUAGCUGGCUAGCAAAGGGUUACUAUUUUUUGGAGGAUAUACGUUAUAUACACCUAUAAUAUAGUGAAUUUUUAUGUUAAUCAGUUUGAUUUAACCAACUAUAAUAGGUAAUUACUUUAUACUUGAUGCUAUCAUAUCAAACUUGAUAGUUGAUAUGAAGUUUUACCUGUUAUAGGUUUAAUUAACCUGAUAGCGUAAAAAAUCUAUAUACUAUCGAUGAAUUAUAACUUUAAUCCUCGUAAGGUAAUUUGUAGGGUUUAUGGGUAAAGGUUUAGCUCUGACUUUGUGAAUAGCAAUGGUAAAAAUCCCUAAAUAAGAAGGCAGUCUAUAUGUUAAGACAUGCUGUGUUUAUUGGAAGUCACAUAUUGUAUUAUCUGAUUAUUAGUUUAUAAUUAGAGUCUAUAUAUAAGUCUAUAUCUGUUUGACUAUUCUUCACCAUGUAAGAUACAACUAUUAAUAAAAUGUUUGUAGCUUUCUUUUAUGAGAGUAGCAACCUUUCUUGAA
Molecule: messenger RNA, 1310 nt
Organism: Lycium barbarum (goji berry)
Lineage: Eukaryota; Viridiplantae; Streptophyta; Magnoliopsida; Solanales; Solanaceae
Product: transcription factor MYB48-like
Exons: 3
Coding region: 93-818 (241 amino acids)
Biological process (GO): regulation of DNA-templated transcription
Cellular component (GO): nucleus
Molecular function (GO): sequence-specific DNA binding; DNA-binding transcription factor activity
Source: RefSeq, a predicted model, not a curated record